AUGGACGAUGGAGUCACUCUACACGUCAAGAUACUUGGAGACGAUCCAACAAAGACGAAGCCGCUGCUCAUUUCGCUCCACGGCGCACCCGGGCUCUCGACACAUUUGGAACCUGAAGCUUCGUAUGCAUUUCUGUCCAACACUUUCCGCGUCAUGGUGUAUGACGCUCGUGGCAGCGGCGACUCUGAUCAUGUCGGCCCAUUUACGCAUGACCGCUGGAUCAAGGACAUCCAAAACCUUCGACAAUGGGCUGGCGCAGAGAAAAUCGUCCUUGCAGGCGCCUCGUACGGAGCCUUCGUCGCCCUCGACUAUGCCGUUCACUACGGCAAUAGACUAAAUGCGUUGAUCCUCCGGGGCGCUUGGGCAAAUGGAAAAUUGGGCCCAAUGAAUGCUUUGGCGAACAUCUUGACGUCUCCACGGGUCAAGGUCGACGUAGCACGCCAGGUGCGAGUCUGGUCGGGAACCUUGCGCAAUGAUCAGGACUUUGAAGACGCCAUCCUUGAACUCCUGCCUUUCUACCUUCCGCCUGAAAAUGCGGGGAGCAAGGUGACCACCGACGAGUCAACCGAGUUUCGUGGGACCGUCAAAUACCGCUCGGCAACCCAGAAUUACGCGUUUAGUGUGAAUAUGCCGCAAUUUGACGUACGGGAGCAGUUCAAGACAAUCAAGGCACCUACACUCGUCGUUGUUGGACGCUACGAUGAAGUGACUCCGGUGGCGUGUAGUCAGGAGAUCGCUGACGGUAUACCGAAUGCGAAGUUGGAAAUUUUCGAGAAGUCGGGUCAUAGUCCUCCUUCGGACGAACCAGAGAAGUUUGAGGCGGUGUUGACGGACUGGUUGAAAGCUGAGGUUAUGCGGACCACGGCACAGAGAUAG
Molecule: messenger RNA, 876 nt
Organism: Exophiala xenobiotica
Lineage: Eukaryota; Fungi; Ascomycota; Eurotiomycetes; Chaetothyriales; Herpotrichiellaceae
Exons: 2
Coding region: 1-876 (291 amino acids)
Biological process (GO): proteolysis
Molecular function (GO): peptidase activity
Source: RefSeq, a predicted model, not a curated record